Molecule: messenger RNA, 1872 nt
Organism: Lonchura striata (white-rumped munia)
Lineage: Eukaryota; Metazoa; Chordata; Aves; Passeriformes; Estrildidae
Source: RefSeq, a predicted model, not a curated record
GCGGGUGCCUCAGUGUGCGCGCGGCCGGCGCGGCGGGCGGGUCGCUCCCUGCGCUCCUUCCGCUCCCUCCGCCCCUCAGCGCCGCCGCCAUGGCUUCGGAUUCUGGAAGUUACAGUCAGUCUGGGGGCCAGCAGAGCUACUCAUCCUAUGGCAGUCAGAGCAGUCAGAAUUAUGGACAAGGACAGGGAUAUUCUGGUUAUGGGCAGAGUGGAGACAAUUCCUCCUAUGGACAGAACUAUGGAAGCUAUCAUGGGAACUAUGGACAAAAUCAAUCAGGUUUGGCUAGCUUGUUGCAUUCAUUGGCAGGAUUUAAAAGGUGAAUAUUGACUAAAAAUUUUCUUCCUCAAUUUCCAGGUUAUGGACAAGAUUCCCAGGGAUACGAUGAUGAAUCUAAUUAUGAAAAUCAGAAUCAGAGCUCCUACAACCAGCAGUCCUAUGGCAGCCAGGGGCAGCAGAAAGGGUCAUCCAGAGGUGGAAGAGGCUCUUAUGAACAAAAGUCAAACUAUGGUCAGCACCAAAGCUCUUAUGACCAGCAGUCAAGCUAUGGACAAAACCAAGACUCUUAUGACCAGCAGUCAAGCUCCUAUGACCAGCAGUCGGGCUAUGGCCACCAGGGCUCAUAUGACCAGCAGUCGGGCUAUGGCCACCAGAGCUCUUAUGACCAAAAGUCAGGCUAUAACCAACACCAAAGCUCAUAUGGCCACUCCCAGCAAUCCUACCAGUCUCAGAAGGGAAGCUAUAGCCACAACAGCCAAGAUGACCGCCGUGAAAAGAGCAGGUAUGGAGAAGAUAAUAGAGGAUAUGGCGGGUCACAGGGAGGAGGUAGAGGGGGAUAUGACAUGGAUGGAAGAGGUCAUAUGUCUGGAUAUAGGUCAAAGGGAUUAUGGACCGAGAUCAGAUGCUGAUUCAGAGUCUGACAACUCUGAUAAUAACACCAUCUUUGUGCAAGGACUUGGAGAGGAUGUUUCAACAGAUCAAGUGGCAGACUAUUUCAAACAGAUUGGUAUCAUAAAGACCAACAAAAAGACUGGGAAACCCAUGAUAAAUCUGUACACAGACAAGGAUACUGGCAAGCCAAAGGGAGAAGCCACAGUUUCUUUUGAUGACCCUCCUUCUGCUAAAGCAGCAAUCGACUGGUUUGAUGGAAAAGAAUUCAAUGGCAAUGUUAUCAAAGUUUCUUUUGCAACCAGAAGACCUGAAUUCAUGAGAGGAGGUGGAGGUGGCGGGCGUCGAGGUUCACGAGGUGGCUAUGGAAGAGGUGGGGGCUUCCAGGGUAGAAGUGGGGAACCCAAAAAUGGUGAUUGGGUUUGUCCUAACCCGUCCUGUGGCAACAUGAACUUUGCUCGCAGGAAUUCCUGCAACCAGUGUGGGGAGCCCAGACCAGAAGAUUCGCGUCCAUCAGGAGAUUUCCGUGGUAGAGGUGGCUACGGAGGAGAGCGGGGCUAUCGAGGGCGCGGCGGCCGAGGCGGGGACCGGGGAGGUGGCUAUGGGGGCAAAAUGGGAGGAAGAAAUGAUUUCAGAAAUGAUCAACGCAACAGACCAUACUGAAGACCACUGUGAAUGUUUUGUUUGUCUUCUCGAUGCGUUUGAUAGUGAAAUUGCCUGCAGCUUCACCCAUGGCCUCUUUCAAUAGUGGAAUUGAGUGAAACUAGAUUUUUAUUUUGGUGGGAGGGACUGGGGUGGUUUUGGAGGAUUUUUUUUUAAGCAAGACAUUGAAAUUUAAUCCAAAUUUCCACAUUCUCCUCUUUCCUUCCCCCCUUCCCAUACCUUUUCAACGGGCCCUAAGAAGGAAAAGGAUAAACUGUAAAAUAUUGCCAAAAUAUGAAGUGUUUUGUAAUACAACAAUAAAUGCUGAUUGUUUUAUUUGUGAAA